AUGAAGACGCCAACCAAACAAGGUGCGGCAGAGAACAAUAGAGAGCUGAUGAAUAUCACACAUACCAAGAAGUUGAUGGAUGGAGAGACUAGCAAACAAACCAAGUGCUUCCUGCAUUCCAACGUUCGAGACCCAACCAAUCCCAACCGGAUUAUAGUAGAGGCGACUUGCAAUUCACCAGAGAACAAGAUCGAGAAGAAGAUCAUUGUCUACUAUGGCGACCAAAAAAUGAUGAUGUGCAGUGUUGGACAUAUUACAAACCAUACCAGGUCAAUGCCCUAUUUGAAGCUUGCUGUACCUGCGAUUGGAGAACACGAUCCAGAGAAGCCUAUCAUUGGAGAUUCUGUCCAACAUUGCCAGAACUGUUCAAAGGGUUGUUCUCGCAUCUUGAAGUGUUGCCAUCCAGACAGCACGUUUGGCGUCUUUGUAUACUUCUGUCGAUGGAACUGCCUUGUCGAGUAUCUAACCAACAAACGAGAGAAAUGGACUCAAUGGUGCGAAGCGAACACCGGUAUCUCCAGCAGGGCAACGAUAGAUAUCGACGAUAAUGCGAUGUCAACAACUACAUCACCACCCAUCCCAGCACCCAGCCCAGCAGCACCAAGCCCAGCAAUAACCAAACCAGUGUCUAAAUCAAAGGCCAAGAAAGCAGCUGCAACACCAACACCAACAACAACAACAACAACAACAACAACAACAAGGAGGAACAAUAAGAGGAAGAACAAUACCCUUGAAGAAGGUGAAGAAUAA
Molecule: messenger RNA, 750 nt
Organism: Acytostelium subglobosum LB1
Lineage: Eukaryota; Evosea; Eumycetozoa; Acytosteliales; Acytosteliaceae
Exons: 1
Coding region: 1-750 (249 amino acids)
Source: RefSeq, a predicted model, not a curated record